GGUCCCUGGGUCCUGGGGGUGGAGGAGAGAGCUGCCUGCUCCUUUGGUUCGCUCAGUAACGAAUGGGGGGUGUUGCCAGGGCCCCACACCCUGCAGGUGGCCCUGGGCUGCGCGGUGGGGGCGGACAACAGCACCAGCGGCUUCUGGAAAUACGGCUACGACGGCGAGGACCACCUGGAGUUCCGCCCCGAGACCCUGAGCUGGAGAGCGGCGGAGCCCGGGGCCUGGGCCACCAAGAUGGAGUGGGAAGAGAACGCGAUCCGGGCCAGGCAGAACCGGGCCUACCUGGAGAGGCUCUGCCCCGAGCAGCUGGGCCGGCUGCUGGAGCUGGGGGCCGGGG
Molecule: messenger RNA, 340 nt
Organism: Myotis davidii
Lineage: Eukaryota; Metazoa; Chordata; Mammalia; Chiroptera; Vespertilionidae
Product: hereditary hemochromatosis protein homolog
Exons: 1
Biological process (GO): positive regulation of T cell mediated cytotoxicity; antigen processing and presentation of endogenous peptide antigen via MHC class Ib; antigen processing and presentation of endogenous peptide antigen via MHC class I via ER pathway, TAP-independent
Cellular component (GO): external side of plasma membrane
Molecular function (GO): transferrin receptor binding
Source: RefSeq, a predicted model, not a curated record